UGCAUGCAAAUAUUUAUGUGUAUAAAUUGAAUCUGUUUGACUUUUGUGAUACAAAUAAAUCAAAUUACACAAUAGUAAUGACAAAGUGGCUCACAGGAGCUACACUAAACAGUGCAACAUUUCUGAACUAAAACAAACAUGUUUUAUUUCACUUGUAUUUUUUUAUGUUAAAAAACACUGAAAUUAUCUUUACGUUCCAAAAGCUAAGUAUAGCUACAAAUGACUCAUUUUAAGACAAGGUCUUCUGUUGUGCCCUGAGGAUGUGGUGUGUUAUUUUUUCCUUCUGACAUCAUCAUGGGAAAAAGCUAAUAUGGGUUCAGCCACAGCAGUGACUGGUAUAUGGAGUAUUCUGGGUCGAUGUUUAAUAAAAACUGGAUUUUCCACAAAGCUUAAUGGAGGAAAGCAUCCUGCAUUUGAGAAUAACUUAAGAUUUUGGUGUUUUUCUUCUUUUCAUGUGGUUUAUUGUCACUGUGGUGUUACAUCUGAGGAGGGCUGGUGGGAGGAGAUAUGCAGAUGUUUUCCAGAGGGCCCUAUUAGUGACAUACUGAAGUCUUUCAAGCCCACAGUGGGCUGCUGUCACUCGAACAUAGUCCACCUCAAACAGCCUCAAAGACAGCAGUCCUCUUUUUAUGCUGCUAAUAUUUCUACUGCCUUUUUACCCAAAGAUUUAAGUAAUUUAAAAAUAUUUUGUCAUCGUGAAGUGAAAUAUCCAGGAUUUUAAUCGUUCUUCGUCUUCCGUGUUUUUUUGUUUUUUUUUAAUGAUGCAUUUUGCAGUUGUGAUUGGUUUGUUUUUCCCACUAGUUGAAGCCAAAUACUCCAAUUUAUUCACAAUUCAUCAGGGGCUCAGUCCACAUCAGGAGCAACUGAAACCAACCAACAGGCACAAGAACCACUGUGCCUACGUCAUUGAGAAGACGGUGUCCUUCACUGUCCAGGACGGGGCAGCGCCAUAUGUGAAGGCUGAAUACAACAAGUGUUCCUGGGCCAAAAAAUGUCCAACUCUCCUGUAUCGCCUCCUCUACAAGCCGAUGUUCAAGGUAGCCCAUAAAACAGUGACUGAACUGGAGUGGCGCUGUUGUCCUGGGUACUCUGGUUACAACUGUAUGGAUGGUCACCAGAUUUACCAGCAUCCAAUCAGGAUGAUGCCACCAUUCAAAGGACCACCAAUGAAAGGCCCACAGUUUAGGGGUCCACAGCACCAAGGGCCCAUGUUCAAAGGUCAAAUGUUCAAAACUCCACCUAUGAAACCAAAACUCUGGAGUCAACCAAAGCAAUCUCACACCAGCAGUUUCAGCUCCUACCCACUGCCUCACUUUGGGUCCUCGUCUUACCCCGACUCAUCCUUUGAGCCUUACCCACCAGAACCUCAGCCAGAACCAGAAUACCAGGAGCCACAUCUUACAGACGGCGACCCAGAGCACCAGGGGGAAUACAACCAAAGACUAGAAGAUGUUACCCCAGAGGAAAUGGCCGCUCCAACCGCAGGAGAAGAACAGCCAGAGGGGAAGAUCACAGGCCAGGCUGUGGGGAGAGAGACAGAGGAAAGGAUAUUUAGAAUAGAGGAGGACCUGCGGCAUCUGAACCACGGUCUGGAGACACUCAGGGGAACAGUGUCUGGACUGGAGAACAGCCUGAGAGCCUCGCUGAGAGACGAUGCCAGCAGGAUGCUGUCAGCUCUGCUCUCUGCUGCUCCAACGCCUCUUGCUGCUCCCGCUACAGCGUCUAACCCACCCAUCGUCGGGUUUGUGGAAAUUCCUGCCAGAGAUCUCGACAUGGAGGCCUUCGAUGGCAGCCACGUGUUUCCAGACCUCACAGAAAUGAGUGGAAGGGUGGAAGAGCUGAGGACGGAGCUGCAGGAGCUCAGAGCAACGGUUCAGGGACAAGACGGAGUCCUGAAGAUGAUCUCAAAUAAAACCAGGGGAGGUGUGGAGAGUUUGAUGGAUGCUAAACUGAGUGCAGUCAAGGUGGAAAUACUCGAUGGACUGGAGAAACGAGUUGAGAGUGCAGAGGAGCGCUGCGGGGAGAAGGUGGGAGCUGAGCGGCGGCAGUGCCAGAGGGUCCAGCGUCAGCGGCAGGAGCAGAUGAGAGGCGCUCUGGAGGAAAGCAUGUCAAAGCUGAAAGCCGAGCUGGGAAUCAUCCAGUCGCAGAUCCGUCCAUCAGGUGAGCUGGCAGAACGAGUCCUGCAUCUGGAAACAUCUGUGGCAGACCUGAACCGAUCCCAGAUGCACCUGAGAGUGGCUCUCAGCGGUCACAAAGACCACAUAGAGGCGAUGCUGGAGGGCCGCCUUCGGUACGUUGAAGACAAGCUCAACCUGACUGAGCAGAUGAGAAGUGGAGAUCCUGUGGAAGAAGCUGCAACAGGGCAGAGGCUGGAGGCCAGGAUGGAGGGUAAGCUCCGAGACCUGGAGGGCCGCUUACUGACGGCUCUAGAGGAGCUGAGCAACGCCACCGCCCCCACCCUGCUGGAAGGCCAUGUUGUUCCAACACUGGAGACGGAGCUGGAGUCCCUCCGCGGGAGGCUUGAACUUGAUGUAGACAGAGUGCAGAAACACCUAAACAACCUGGAGAUUCUCUGCUCCUCUCCUUGUUCUCUUGCCACCCAAGGAGAUGCUUCUGGGCCGGGUGAAAGCCAAGAAGUCGAGCAGAACAUAAAGCAGGUUUUAGACUCGCAGAACGACCGCUUGAGCAGUCUGAACUUCACCCUGCAGACGAUCUUAAACACCAGGGAGAGGCAGGUGGACGCAGAAAAAGGUCCUCCAUUUCAGGCAGAGCUUACGGUUCUUAAGUUCAAUGUUCGUUCAGUCAACCACACCCUGAUGAGUCUCCAAGACUCCCUGGGCACAGUGGUCCAUCAGGUGGGAGAGGCCAACAGCUCCUGGCAUGAACGAGAGCUUCGCCUGGCAAAGCAGAUGAAGGGUGUGGUCCAGCUGGUCGGGCAUCAGGCCUCCAUGCUGGGGGCAGGCGAGCGUAGGCUGACCCGACUCAAAGCUGAGCUGCAGGACAUGAAGAAGCGGCUGGCAGAGGAGGUCCGUGGGUGCCGGAGCACCGCCAUGGUGGUCAAGAAGGAGGUAACUGAAGUUGGAGGGCGCGUUGCCAGUGUGGAAGAUCAAUGUAAAGGUCUGAAUUACCUGGCAGAGGAUCUGGAAAGAAUCAGGGAGGAGCUGGAGAAACAAUCCAGCAGUCUUCUUCUGCAGGUUAACGGGACGCUGUCCAGCCACGCUCAGCAGCUGUACGAGCUCAAAGACGAGCUGAGAAACUGCACCAUGAGGGCCGAGCCGAUCAGGAGCUCAGACACCAAACGAGGCGACACAUUCACUCUGAAUUAGUUCAAUCGGUAGGGAUGUUAAUAUUUUACCGCUGAAACCUUUAAAGUUGACCUAUUAUGCUUCCUUGAACAAGUUAAGUCUAUGAGCGUAAGAAAACAUGUUC
Messenger RNA from Poecilia reticulata (guppy), 3429 nucleotides. RefSeq names its product elastin microfibril interfacer 3a (gene emilin3a). NCBI's taxonomy places the organism in Eukaryota, Metazoa, Chordata, Actinopteri, Cyprinodontiformes, Poeciliidae. Gene Ontology annotation, cellular component: extracellular matrix. Gene Ontology annotation, molecular function: protein binding. The record is from RefSeq and is a predicted model, not a curated record.